UGAGCGCUACGGUUCUUUCGCUUACCCCUCGCCACGUACGGCUUACAACCCAAAUAAGGAGGACGAGCAAUUACAACAACUUAUUCCUGGUUAUAAAGUAUCAGAACACUCACAAAGCUCACUAUGCAAGUCUGGCCGAGUUGGAGAGUCUGGUGAAGCGGAAUCGAUGAAUUCUGAUUCAGAUGCAGGAGAUGCUGCCGAUAACGACCUGAUUCCUCAAGCUAACCUGCCUGAAGGUGAUCGUACAGAAGAAAAUCGUUCUGAAGGUCGAAACUUCUUGGCCAUGUUACAACUUGCACCUCGAACUGCUGCCGAAGCUGCCACGCCAAGAACAGCUACUCCCACUUCAACAUCCGCAUCACCGACCCCGAGUCAGAAUAUGGCUCCUGUUUCAGUCUCUAAACAACCAACGCCCAAUACGACAUCGACUGCUGCCGUAAAAGUACAGGUUAAAAAUAGCAAAACUGGACGUGUUGCCAACACUAAAACGAAUUGCGGCGAAACAGUUGAAGAUGUGCUCACCAAAAAUGCAGGUGCGCCUGUGAACGAUAACAGUAUCAAUGAAGCUGCUUGUGAAAUCAUCAAAUUAACCAAACCUCAACUAGCUUCGCCGUCACGAAGAUCCUCGACAUCGAAAGAGAUCCCUGCUGUGAAAACGGAACCUGCAGAUCCUGAAAACGAAGAUGAUUCCUGUUCCGUGACGGGAUCCAAGGCUUGUUCAAUUUCCCUAGCCAUCGAUAACGUUGUCGGAAACUACAAGCCUACAGUGGUUGUGAAACCCAAACCUGAAGCAUCAACGAAAUCUACUCCAAAGUCUGUCGGCAAACCUACCUCUUCCAAACCAUCGGGUUCUAAACCAUCGACUCAAAAGCUCCUGGCCAGAUCCACACCUAAGACUACUCCAUUUCGACCUUCGGGUGGGAAAAUUAUUUCUGCCUCGAAAAUGAAUGCUAAGGCGAAUCGUCGUCUGGUUGGUGAUGACGAGGAUGAAGAUCUCGACCCGGCAAUGUACCUGGAUCCCACGAUCACAAUAACUCUGAUUAAUAACGAUGAGAAGAAAGCAGUGAGCAAACACGUCAAUGAUGUUUCGAGUGCUAGUUCUAUUAGUUCCAGCGACCUUCAGGCCUUGAAUGCUCUGGGAGAGAAUGUGUCCAUCACAGUUGUGCCUAAAAGAAAAGUGGGAUGA
Messenger RNA from Daphnia pulicaria, 1186 nucleotides. Its product is annotated as flocculation protein FLO11-like. The record is from RefSeq and is a predicted model, not a curated record. NCBI's taxonomy places the organism in Eukaryota, Metazoa, Arthropoda, Branchiopoda, Diplostraca, Daphniidae. The transcript is spliced from 5 exons. The coding region runs from base 167 to 1186 and encodes 339 amino acids.